AUACGAACGGUCUUGCUCAUAGCAUUCCUACAUUUUGAUUGUUCAUAACCUUGUUUCUGUCAUUGGGAGAGGUGAGAGCUGGAGAAGCUUGCAAUGUCGGAGAACAACCUGCUGGUAGCCGACAGGACAAAGAGAUAUGACAUUCCUCUUGGCCAUCUAGAUUAUGGUUACAUUGAGACAUGUCGUGAUGUGAAGGAACUAGAGAAGAUCCUGAUAAUUCUUAGGAGUGGAGAAGAAGGCGUCUAUCCUGAUUUAGAGAAAACUUGUGAAAAUCGACUGACAAGCUUGAACCCAAAGAGUCGUGUACUGAGAAAAGCAGACCCUUUACUGAAACCCUCAGAUCUAGAGAAGGAUGAAUGGGAUGAAAUUGGCCGAGGGCUGGAGAACUGGACAUCAAGUAUGAAAUACAUGGAUGAUUCCAUCAGCUCGAAAAAGUCUGUCCCCACAAAACCUAAGGGAGAGGAGUUUGAUGACAGUGACCUUCCACCAAUCAGAUCCAGUGUAACAUCAAUUAAUGGGUCUGCUGUCAAUGGCACAUCCAAUGAGACAGAACAGACAAGAAAGAGUAAUAAGAGAGUAAAGCCAAGAGACUAUAAGGAAUGGGAUAAAUUUGACGUAGACAAAGAAUUAGAAAAGGUUGAGGAAGAGCAGGAAAAGAAGCAACCUGUUACAAAAGCUGUUCCUGAUAUUGAGAGUCAGCUUAGCUCAGCAGGCAUGUCUGAGGAGGAAAAGUUGAUGAAGGCCACCAGAGAAAAAGACAAGGGCAAUGAGGCAUAUCGAGCAGGGGAUUAUGAGGAAGCCAUCUUGUACUACUCACGCAGUAUUUCACUGAUGCAAAUAGCAGCAUCCAUCAACAACAGGGCUUUAGCCUAUCUGAAGAUACAGAAAUGGGAUAAAGCCCUGUUUGACUGUCGUGUGGUGCUGGAUAUGGAGCCUAAUAACAUCAAAGCUUUGCUCAGAAGAGGAUCUGCCUUCAAAGGGAAGAAGGAGUAUGGAAAGGCCCGAGCUGACUUUCAGCGAGCCCUGGAGUUGGAGCCUGCUAACAAACGUGCAGAGGAAUUGUUGGAAGAACUUGAGACUAUAGAUAAAGAAAAGGAAGAAGAGAAGAGAAAACGGAAAGAAAAGGGACGGAGAAUGGUAAUUGAGGAAGUUGAAGGAGAGGAAGAAGACAGUGGAGCUGACUCUGAAAAUAAAUCACAAGAUCUGCCUAAUGAGCAAAUUAAUGGACAUCACUCUACCGAGGAGUUUAAUAAUGGUAAAGAGAAAGUAGAAUUAAGGAUUGGAGGUGAUCAAAUGUUGAAUGAUGGUAUUAGUGAAGAGACUGAUUCUAUGGUGGAGGAAAAGGGUGAUGUGAAUACAGAGUGUGACAGACUAAUGUCACCCAUUGUGUCAGAGGUAGAGGAGUCAGAAAGUAGUGACAAGUUGACAAACACAUCCAAUCAGAAAGCAAGUGAAAAACUUACAGAAGCAGAGUUAAAUCAACAUCAUGAUGAAAGAACUAGUCCUGAAAACAAAAAUGACAUCACACAAGCUAAACAUUCAGGCAUAGAAUUCUCACCUCUGGCUGAAAAGGACAAAACAACAGCAAGUGAAGAAGCAGUUAAAACUACAGAUGUUGGAGAUGAAAAAAUGACAGAAAAAGUUCCUGAGAGACAAGUUCUUGUACAGACAGAGCUACCCUCAAAUGUGGCUCAGUUGCGUGAAUCUGGAAACAAUCUGUUUCGCAAUGGACAAUAUGGUGAUGCACUGGCAAAAUAUAACUCUGCCAUAGACAAACUAGAAAAAGUGAAAUCGGACCAAGCUGUGAACUUGUCCUUACUGUACAGUAACCGUGCUGCGUGUGAGCUGAAAGUCGGUAACUGUUCAGCUUGUAUACAGGACUGUGAGAAGGCAUUAACACUUGUCCCUCAUUCCAUCAAACCACUCCUUCGCCGUGGCAGUGCCUAUGAAAUAAAGGAAAGAUACCGCGAGGCAUAUGUGGAUUAUAAACAUGUGCUGACAGUGGACCCAUCAGUGGAAUCAGCUUUUGCUGGAUCAACAAGAUGUCAGGACGCUUUGAGGAAUGCAGAUGGCAUAAGAUGGCGGGAAAAGUUACCUCCCUUAAAGUCUUUCUCUACUUGGGAGAUUCCUUUGGUAGUUGAUACCUCAGGGAACCCUGUCUCCAGAUCUGUGACUACACCUACUGCUCCUAGAGGUCCUACAGUCAACGAAAGUAAAACACCUCAGGAUGUAGCAUCAACUUCCUCAGCACCAUCUUCAUCAGCAACAUCACCAAAGACAGAACUUACAACUGAAGAGAAAUUUGAGAAUGCAAAAACAGAAGGAAAUAAGUGUGUUCAGAAGGGAGAUUUUUUGAAGGCUAUUGACUGGUAUACAGACUGUAUAACUUUGAUGUCUGACAGGGCAGUGGGUUAUACCAACAGAGCCCUAUGUUACCUACGGCGUAAUCAGCCUUCAAGUGCAGAAGAGGACUGCAAUAAAGCACUGGAGAUGGAAGCUGACAACAUCAAGGCACUAUUCCGACGCAGUCAGGCUCGAAAGAUGAUGAAGAAGUAUAUUGACAGUCUGGAGGAUUUAACGCAUCUACUCAAAAUUGACCCCAAAAAUGCAGCAGCAAAGAAGGAGAUGACUCUGGUGAAGAACUACUACAGAGAGGAACUUCAAAAGAUGAAGGACAGUUUGGGUUCAUCACCAAAGACUGGAACAUCCAAAAUAGCUGGUGAUGGUAAACAGAGGAAACGGAUGGUGAUACAAGAGACGGAAUCAGAUGAAGAGGAGGAGGACAGUUCAAAGGUCAAAUUUUCCAAUGUUAAGUCUGGUCCCAAAGAAAAAGCUGCCAGCAAGACUCCCCAGACAGCUUCAGCAAAGAAAUCAGAAACAAAAACAGAAAAGAAAGGAAAGAAGAUGGUUAUAGAGGAGAUACAGUCAUCUGUUAAAGGUUCAGACCAACAGAAAGCUCCAGAAAAAGCAAAGUCAUCCCAGAAAUCUGAGAAGAGACCUAACCAAAGUAAAACUAUCAAGUCAACCAGUACAGGACUACCAGUGGUGCCACCUAGUGCUCCAAAACUUGACAAGGCCACUCCAUAUGAAUUCAUCCAGGCAUGGAAUUCUCUGAAGAAGGCAGAGGAUCAUCAGCCCUAUGCAGAUUUACUAAAGCAGAUCUCACCAGCCGAGUUACCUAAAGUGAUCAGUAACAAACUAGACGGUCCGAUGCUCACAACCAUUGUACAGUGUUUAGAGUCAAAGUUCACAGGAGAGCUAGAAACAACAUAUGAGAUAUUGACAAAUUUGUCAAAAGUGCAGAGAUUCAAGACCAUAUCAAUGUUUAUGUCAAAGUCAGAAAAAUCAGUUGUUGAGCGUAUUGUGACAAGGCUACAGAAUCACAAAUCUGAGGUGUAUGAUCAAUCCGAUCUGACUAAGUUAAAGAAAAGCUAUGAUGUAAGAUGAUGGACUGUGCUGUUAUAAUGGGAUUAAGGUGCAAACUUCUGUAUUUGGACUUUCUCUGUGUUAAAAUCAGGAUGUUUUAAGUUCCAUCGGUGCUGAAUGUUGUUCUAACAUUUACAUCACUUCGAUCAGAAUGCUAUACUGUUAAGAAUUUUACCCUGGUUAAUACAAAAUAAUUCAAUAAUCAUGAAUCUUCAUUUAAUUAACACUUAUAUGCCAGUAAUUAAAACGCAUUCAACAUUUGUAAUGGUAUUAGUAAGAUAUCUAGAAUUUUGAAGAUAUUUGAUAAUGACAUCGUGUGUUUGACAUUUUUAUUUAAUUACAAGUUAUAUAGUUCUUACAUAGAUACAACUUCAACACAGUGAUAUUUGCUCAAAUUAUAACUUUUACUGGUAGUCAUUGACCCCAAGUCAUAUGACCUUAUAUCACAUAAAGCAGGUGUACUGUCCAAUAGGCACCAUGUAUUUCAGAACCUGUCUACUCUGAAAUUUUUUGCCAACUUUGAAAUAGGAUCUUUUGUCAAAUUAGACUGUCCUUAAUUUAUCUCCAUCCUGUCCAGUCUAAUCUAUUCAUGUCCAUCCUGUCCAGUCUAAUAUAUCCAACAUCAAUGUCAUCACAGAAGGAUUCCUUUAUUAAGUCAUUGGGUCAAAGGUUAUACCAGAUUAAGGAGAAAAAUGCUUGAAAAUACAAUGUACCUCAGUUAGGUUCAAGGAUCAAUUUUAGAAGGUCAAUGUCAUCAUUACUAUUUAUAGAAAUGUAUUUACAAAUUCAUUGUUAGUGCACAAGCCACUUGAUUUCUUUGGUCAGAUACCGGUAUUAGAAAUAGCUAUAAGUUGAUUUCAGCUGUGUUGGUCAAUAAUAUUCAGGCAGUAUUAUGUUUACAUCAGUGUAUAAUACUUACAUAUUGAUAUAUAGAUCCAAUAGACUAUACCCUAAACUGAACACAUAUCCUGGUCUCAGUUUUAUAAGGACCUCUAUAUGACAAGUAUCAGAGGGAGAUAACUCAUCUUAUCUUUAAAUAGUAUUGAUCAAGUUAUUCCUGUAGGAAAUAAAACAUCUCAGUUUUAGCUAUUUUCUUUACAGCAAUUCCUCAUUGUAACAUGGGAAACCUUAACUAUAGUUUCAGUUAAACAAGGAAAUGCUUGUAAUAAAUCCUUAAAGAGAGUUUGUAAAUAUAAGUAAACUUUUUUUAUAAAAUAUUUACCAUGUGUAUAAUCAUGAUUGCCAUGACUGUGUGUAUGAUUGUGAUAUGUCUUAAUAUACGAUUGUCAUAUGUUCAUAAUUGUUCCAUGUAUUUCUAUGGUUGCGAUAUGUAUAAUUGUGUGGUUGCCAUAUGUAUAAUUGUGUUGUGUAUAAUUGUGUGUUGUAUGGUAGUGAUAUGUAUAAUUGUGUGGUUGUGUUGUGUAUAAUUGUGUGGUUGUGUUGUGUAUAAUUGUGUGGUUGUGUUGUGUAUAAUUGUGUGGAUGUGUUGUGUAUAAUUGUGUGGUUGUGAUGUGUAUAAUUGUGUGGUUGUGAUGUGUAUAGUUGUGUGGAUGUGUUGUGUAUAAUUGUGUGGAUGUGUUGUGUACAGUUGUGUGGUUGUGAUAUGUAUAAUUGUGUGGUUGUGUUGUGUGUCAUUGUGUGGACGUGUAGUGUAUCAUUGUGUGGUUGUGUUGUGUGUCAUUGUGUGGACGUGUAGUGUAUCAUUGUGUGGUUGUGUUGUGUAUAAUUGUGUGGUUGUGAUAUGUAUAAUUGUGUGGUGUGGUAACAUCAAUAUCUGUAAUCAUAGAUGAGUUGCAUGUUUAAUGUAUAAUUGAGUUUUUGUCUUUCUACCACAAUGCUUAGAGAACAUUAAGUCAUACGACCACUGUUGUGAUGUCACAGCAUUUGGCCAUGUGAUUACAAUUGUGAUAUCACACCAUUAGAUCAUGUGAUCACUUUUGUGAUAUCACACCAUUAGAUCAUGUGAUCACUGUUAUGAUGCUACCAUAUGAUCAUGUGAUCACUAUUUUGAUAUCACCAUUAGAUCAUGUGAUCACUAUUAUGAUAUCACACCAUGAGAUCAUGUGAUCACUGUUAUGAUGCUACCAUAUGGUCAUGUGAUCACUGUUUUGAAGUUAACAAUACUUGCAUUACUGCUACAGUAAAAAUAAAAAGGCAAACAACGCACAACUUAGAAAUGUAGAUGCUUUAACAUACAGGUAUUUCUAGAGCUCCAAAAACUUAAAUAAGAGCGUAAUUGUAUAGAAUCAAACCCAGCAAUCAUAGCAGUAUGAUGUGACUAGGACUGUAGGUUAAACUAAUGGCUUGUAUUUGUAGGGUACACUGAAUGUAUGUAUUAUUGAUGUGCUGUUGUAUAGUGAUAACAAGAGCUGCUACAAGCAUUCUUGAAUGAUUAUUUGCAUAAUUUGAACAAUAGUAUUUAAGAAUUGCUUUUGUUGGAAGUCAAAGAGGACUUAAGAUGAAAUCACUGUUAUUUAUAGUAUAAUUGUUUGUUGAUGGGGCUUCAAAUUAAACUGAUGUUAUGUAUGAUGCUUUUAAACAAUGUUCAGUUUGUUGUGAUGUACAGUUUAACAUGUGUAUACAAGUUAUGAUAUUCAGUCACAGUACUUCUAGUUAAAACCUUCCUAAUAAGGACUCUUGUCUGCUAUUUUAGCACAAUGAUUUACAUGUAGCUAUGACUAAAUGUCACAGCUUAACAUGACCAGUUAUAAUACUGAAAGGCAUGUUUUUUUUACUUACCCUGAACAUGUUUUUAUACUGGUAUUCUUAUUUUCUUAAAUUACAAUUUUUUUGCAUGAUCAGAUUCGUCAUAUUUUCAGUACAACAGUGUAUGAUCAUCUUUCUUCAAAAAAUAAUGCAAAAAAAGGAAGUGGUUUUAAUAAUUGAAUUGAUAAAGUACAUGUAUAUCAUUCAAGUGCUAAGAUUGACCCACCAAAUUAAACUGAACACUUGCAUCAACAGCCCAAUCAUUCAGUACAAUGUGGGUUUGACAACAGGUUAAACUGUACAUAUAAGAUGUAUGAAAGGAAACAAUUAGACAAACAAAAAGAGAAAUUGUUUUAAAUGUCAUAUGGAAAUGUACAUGACAAAUAAUAUAUUAAAGUGAUUUCAUAUUUA
Ylistrum balloti is the source of this 6543-nucleotide messenger RNA. RefSeq names its product sperm-associated antigen 1-like. The transcript has 22 exons. The record is from RefSeq and is a predicted model, not a curated record. NCBI's taxonomy places the organism in Eukaryota, Metazoa, Mollusca, Bivalvia, Pectinida, Pectinidae. Gene Ontology annotation, molecular function: heat shock protein binding. Gene Ontology annotation, cellular component: mitochondrion; cytosol. The coding region runs from base 94 to 3447 and encodes 1117 amino acids.